Protopolystoma xenopodis is the source of this 216-nucleotide messenger RNA. Lineage: Eukaryota; Metazoa; Platyhelminthes; Monogenea; Polystomatidea; Polystomatidae. The record is from the annotation of a GenBank genome assembly.
AUGACUAAAGAUUCCUUAAACUAUUUUCUUAUCAAGAAGAAGAAACAAUUAUUGGCUGGCUUCACUUCAGAAGGCGGUGCAAGUGCAGGUGAGCAUUACCCUAUUCUGGGUGCUGGAUUUGAGAAAACACUCUCCUUCGGUGUAGAUUUCGCGCCCGCCAACAACAGCAUAAAAGAAAAGCAAGCAAACAGGGCUGCUGCUUGUGUCCAGAUGUAA